Messenger RNA from Arachis ipaensis, 486 nucleotides. NCBI's taxonomy places the organism in Eukaryota, Viridiplantae, Streptophyta, Magnoliopsida, Fabales, Fabaceae. The record is from RefSeq and is a predicted model, not a curated record.
AUGUGGAGGCAGGUGAUAACCCGGUUCGUCAUCCCAGAAGUCGUCAUCUCGGACAACGGGACACAAUUCACUAACAAGAAAUUCGCAGAAUUCCUCACCGGCCUGGGCAUAAAACAGAAGAUCUCCUCGGUAAAACACCCCCAGACGAAUGGACAAGUGGAGUCCGCAAAUAAGGUCAUCUUGCUGGGCCUCAAGAAGCGGUUGGAUAGCAAAAAAGGUGCAUGGGCCGACAAACUCGCCUCGGUUCUCUGGUCCUACCAUACAACCGAGCAAAGCUCCACGAGAGAAACCCCUUUCUACCUGACGUACGGGGUUGAUGCGAUAAUACCCGUGGAGAUCGGCGAGCCGAGCCCACGGUUACUUCUGAAAGGAGUAGAAGAAGCAGUGGAGAAAGACCUGGUGGAUGAGGCCAGAGAGAUGGCCCACUUGUCGGAGGUAGCACUGAAACAAAGAAUGGCCCUGCGCUAUAACACCAAGGUAACUUGA